AUGGGAGAUACCAAAAAAGUAUCUAGCGACAUUCUGCUAGAAGUUUGUAAGACGUUGAAACAGUUGGUUGAUGGAGAUGAGGAGAAUUUCGAGAUAGCUUGUCACAAUCCGAACAAGAAGGGUGAGGGAUUCUCUGGAGAAGUGAUUUUCGUAACGUUAAGGAAUAAAAAAACUCGCAAAGAAUUGAAUGUUAUUGUGAAGCAAGCUUUUAGGGACGAGGCACUCAGAGACGUAAUGCCAGUUAAGGAUAUUUAUAUGAACGAGAUUUACUUUUACUCGAAAGUAUGGCAUACUCUAGACAAGUUCCAAGAACAAAUUCCGAUGAAGUACCGCUUCCAGAAAGUGCCCAAAUGUUUGGCAACAUUUUCCAACGCGAACUUUGAGUACUUAGUCAUGGAGAACUUGAAGUUUCAGCAUUUCCAGAAUCACGAUAAGAAACUGCCUUUAGGCAAGGAAUAUUACGAACUUAUCUUCAGGGAAUACGGGAAGUUCCACGGCAAGGAAUAUUACGAACUUAUCUUCAGGGAAUACGGGAAGUUCCACGGUUUAUCAUUCGCUUAUAAAGCUUCACACCCUGAGGAGUACGCCGAUUUGGCGAAAGGGCUGGUAGAUAUAUUUUUGAGGAUUGUCGAGAACGAGGUUACUCAAAAAGGGAUAAAGUAUUUAUACGAAAAUUGUAUUGAAAGUCUUCAACCAGGAGUUGAUGAUGCCGUGAUAGAAAAGUUGCGACUAUAUCUACAAAAUCACAAAGAGUUUUUACUAGAGAUUACAGAUAGUAAAACGAAAUAUUCUGUUAUUACUCAUGGAGAUUGUUGGAGCAAUAACAUGAUGUUUAAGCACGACAUAAGUAGUCUGUAA
Molecule: messenger RNA, 858 nt
Organism: Anoplophora glabripennis (Asian longhorned beetle)
Lineage: Eukaryota; Metazoa; Arthropoda; Insecta; Coleoptera; Cerambycidae
Exons: 2
Coding region: 1-858 (285 amino acids)
Source: RefSeq, a predicted model, not a curated record